This is a messenger RNA of Rhipicephalus microplus (southern cattle tick), 2710 nucleotides long. RefSeq names its product beta-1,3-galactosyltransferase 5. Gene Ontology annotation, molecular function: hexosyltransferase activity. Lineage: Eukaryota; Metazoa; Arthropoda; Arachnida; Ixodida; Ixodidae. Gene Ontology annotation, biological process: protein O-linked glycosylation. Gene Ontology annotation, cellular component: Golgi membrane. The record is from RefSeq and is a predicted model, not a curated record.
CUGAACCAACCUGUGCAAGAAAGAAGAAUACGUAAGCCAGUGCGCAAGCACAACUGCCACUACUGCUACGAGUGGUCGAAGGUCCAUCCUGAUGCAGCGGCUACAGGCCGGUGAUGACCAUUCCCUGCAAGUUCUCACGGCUGCUUCUCUGCGUCACGACUUGUGUCGGCGUCUACGUUGUCUUCGUGUGGUACCUGCCCAUGUCCUUCAUUGGCCACCGCGUAGACGUCGGACUCACGGAGGCGCUCAGCUGUGACCCCUCCGUCACCGCACCCACGCGGAACGCUGAGUCCGAAACCAGGAAGAAUCCGAGGUCACCAUCCAAGCGCAUUUUCACGAAGAAUCGAUUAGAAAGUGGCCGUCACACGUACGCUUUCCCCUACAUCUUGAACAAGCCCGAUUUGUGCUCCAAGCCACCGUCGACGGCCGUUCUCAUAGUUGUCAUAACGAACUCCAUCAACUUCGCGCAGCGCAACGCCAUCCGUAGCACCUGGGGCGAUGCGGCCCGCCGCCGGGGCUACAAGGUGAUGUUCCUAGUGGGGACACCCAAACUGAAGCCGUUCCAAACGAACAUAGCGUACGAAGAUUCGCAAUAUGGAGACAUGGUUCAAGCUGAUUUCGUUGACUCAUACCGGAACCUGACGCUCAAGUCAAUCACCAUGGUUCGAUGGGCCAGCGCCUACUGCUCCAACGCCAGCCUCGUGCUCAAGAUCGACGAUGACAUGCUGCUGAACGUCUGGGACCUGGCGGCUCGGGUUCGAACCCUCAGCCGGGUCAAGAGGACGCUGUGGGGUCUGCUGGCGCAGAAGUGGACGCCCCAGAGAAAUCCCCGGAGCAAGUGGUACGUGUCCUCCAGGGCGUACCGGAGCUCUUCGUACCCGGACUUCCUGGCUGGACCAGCGUACCUCCUGUCUGGAGACAGCGUGCCACUCCUGGCGUGGGGCAGCUCCGGAGUGCCCUACCUGUACUUAGAGGACGUCUUCCUAACGGGUAUUGUGGCCGAGAAGGUUGGCGUCCGCCGAGUGCACGAUGAAGGUUUCCUCAACUACAGGAAGCUCUUUACACCGUGUACCAGGCCCCGGAUCCUCACGAGCCAUGGGUACACACCGCUGUACUUGAAGCACACCUGGCGGGCGCUCUUUGCCGGUGCCGAGAGACGGACCUGCGACGAUGGCACGCCUGUGGACGGUGACGUAGGGAACGACACGGAAGUGAAAGUGAACGUUGAAGUGCUGGGCCGUGAUUAAUUGGCCGGGAAACGCCAUACCCACUUGUGUCACUAGGGGUGGGGAUUACACUCACGAAGGAAGAACUCAGCAGUUAUCGGAAAGUGCUCGAAAUAACGGAGGAAGGAAAGAGCAGGUCACACAAAAAGUAAAGAUCAUUGCUUUAUGAGCAAAAGUUACGGCGUUUCAAACGCUCUUUUUCCUCCUGUUUAAGAUAGAUGCGAACGUUUAAUUUUAGACUGUGAUUGCAGUCGACGUGCAUGCCGACAGCUGGGACGGUCGAGGAAACUCGGCGGCAACAUCGACGAAAAACGCGGGCAAAAAAAAAGGUUAAUCGUUUUAGUACAGGACAUUAAUGACAAAGCGUCGAUUCUCGCAUUCGUCAAGAGACUCGAUAAACGCGAAUGGUGCCUCAUUGAUGGAGCUUAUUACGAUGUGUUGGCGCUUUCAUCGCGCUACCAUGUUGUUUAACUCAUCGAACCAAUUUGUAGAAAAGAGGCAUGGUGAGUUGUGGCGUGAGAAAAUACAGUUGGUACUUAAGAAUGUAUUUUGUUUGCACUAGCUGUAAGUGACAAUGCAGAUUUACAGAUAGGACAAUGUAAGUGGGGCAGAUCAACGUAGCUUUAAGGGAGAAGACUUCGUCGAACGAGAAUAUGAAAUGGAUUUAGUGUCUGGCACACUCCACAGGGGAGGGGGUUCAAAAGCUCAAGGGCUAUGCUGCUAUAAAAAUACCUGGAACUUUUCACCAGUCCGGUACUUCUAUCUUUAUCAAGAUGAAGACAAGUACCCGUCAAAGAACGUUCUUUUGCCAUAUCCAACACAUCUGCCCAUCACUUAUAGCGAUGAGCACAGGUAGCCAGGCAGCCUGCAGAGCCCUCUCCACGACAGGUGACAUUCUGGACGCGUAUGAGUGCCUACUAACGAUACACUUUGAUGUCCACUCAUUCAGCUAUUUUGGGAUAUAGUGAAUACCGGGUCAUUUAACUCUGGGAUCAGAGAGAAUGGAGUAGCACACGCCGUAUCGCUUGUAAGUCUCCUGGUCCUCCCUUGUGGUGGCUGGAUUCACUGAAGUGACGCGCAAUACUUUCUCUUGCAAGUUUCGACAGGCGCGCAAGGUUAGAUGAAAUGCGUAACAAUUGCAGAGCUUUGCCAUAUCCACCCCAAUCUCUCGGGAGAGGCGAGACAGUCCUGCUACUCGUACUCAUGCGAACUCAUUCUUUACUGACUCCUCUCACUCAGUACUACUUACAAGGGAAGAAUAGGUCUCCCGCGUGAUCGGCGGUUAUCCAGUUAACACCCCCAAUUUUUUUAGAUUGGCCGGGUAGUCUUAUAACCAGGGGUAAGUGCUUUGGGUGAAUAUCCACUAAAGUAAGACCAACGAUCCUUGAAGAGUGGCUGGCGGGCUCCUUCCCAGACAUCUUGAAGGCACAAGUCAAACAUCUGGAUCCUGUCUAAUGACUAGCACUUCAUUUUGCUUUUUUGUG